CAGGCCGGAGAGCAUGCUUACUUGAUCAUUCGCAUUGCCGACCUUCCCGGAGAGGUAAUUGACCAUUUCUAGAGGGCCAGUCUGACCAGAAUCGGGAUACGAUACAACGCGUUCACCGGUCUUGUAGCUAUGGUCAAGCUUCUGCAAUCUGAUGUCUGGCUCAGACAGUGGGGAUGGAGCAUCAACAUCUCCGCCGUCUCUCUUGCCAACUCCAUCGCUCUUUUGGACGACCAACAGAUCAUUUGCCUGCUGGAGGAGUCUUGACUCUUCUUCUAGGCCUGUUAGGAGACCUGUAUACCCGAGGCAUUAGAUUGGUUGACCACAUAUUCAGCGAGUGGUGGCCGUGCAACUCAUUCGCAUUAUGCGGUGUCUUUAUAGUGGCAAAUGAGUCUUUCUUAGGGCUUUGACACAAGAUCAAGAACUACCUUGGAUGGACCUAGGCGAUAUCCCUGCGGGAAGUCGGAAUUUGUCUUCCAGCAUCCCUUGAAGAUAAUCCGACUAGUUCUUAAGAAGUGCUCUCUGUUAGAUGACAAGCUCAGAUGUACUUGCAGUGUUUUGGUGCCAGAGAGCAGUAUGC
Messenger RNA from Aspergillus alliaceus, 577 nucleotides. RefSeq lists its product as uncharacterized. The record is from RefSeq and is a predicted model, not a curated record. The coding region runs from base 174 to 407 and encodes 77 amino acids. Lineage: Eukaryota; Fungi; Ascomycota; Eurotiomycetes; Eurotiales; Aspergillaceae. The transcript has a single exon.